CAUGCCCACGGAACAGGCCACGCCCCUGAGUGUGGGUUUUCGUUUGACAGUGAGUAAAGUUUGUUGGGAGUCGUUGAAUUGUCAGUGAUUUUAACCUUUUUGCUUAAUUUCCCCUGUUUUUUUCGGAUUUUACUAUAACGAUGGAAUAACAAGCAUGGUGGUGAAUUCAGUCCACUGGUUUCGUAAAGGUCUGCGGUUGCACGAUAAUCCUGCGCUGCAGGAGGCCCUGAAUGGAGCGGACGCAGUGCGCUGUGUUUAUAUUCUAGACCCCUUUUUUGCUGGAGCUGCUAACGUGGGAAUCAACCGAUGGAGGUUUCUGUUGGAAGCUCUGGAGGACCUGGACAGCAGUCUCAAGAAGCUCAACUCCAGGCUUUUUGUAGUCAGAGGGCAGCCUACUGAUGUGUUCCCCAGGCUUUUUAAGGAGUGGAACGUGACCAGGCUGACCUUUGAAUAUGACCCAGAGCCUUAUGGGAAAGAGAGGGAUGGCGCAAUCAUUAAGAUGGCUCAAGAAUUUGGAGUGGAGACUAUUGUCAGAAACUCUCAUACCCUCUACAAUCUAGAUAGGAUAAUAGAGAUGAACAACAACAGUCCUCCUCUGACGUUUAAGCGUUUUCAGACUAUUGUGAGCAGACUGGAGUUGCCUAGGAGACCUCUGCCUCCCAUCACUCAGCAACAAAUGGACAAAUGUCACACCAAAAUAGGAGACAACCAUGACCAGCUAUACAGUAUCCCUUCUUUAGAAGAAUUGGGUUUCAGGACAGCUGGUUUACCUCCAGCUGUGUGGCGUGGAGGAGAGUCUCAGGCAUUGGACAGACUCAGUAAACAUCUGGACAAAAAGGUGUGGGUAACCAGCUUGGAGCACCCCCGUGUUAACACCUGCUCUCUAUAUGCCAGUCCCACCGGUCUCAGCCCCUACCUGCGUUUCGGGUGUCUGUCCUGCAGAGUUUUGUACUACAACCUCAGAGAGCUCUACAUGAAGGUCCGCAAACGCUGUAGUCCUCCUCUGUCCCUGUUCGGCCAGCUCUUAUGGAGGGAAUUCUUUUACACGGCAGCCACCAACAACCCAAAUUUUGACCGUAUGGAUGGAAACCCCAUCUGUGUCCAGAUCCCAUGGGACCAGAACCCAGAAGCACUGGCCAAGUGGGCUGAGGGUCGGACUGGUUUCCCCUGGAUCGACGCCAUCAUGACCCAGUUGAGACAAGAGGGCUGGAUCCACCACCUGGCGCGGCACGCUGUGGCCUGCUUUCUCACCAGGGGAGACUUGUGGAUCAGCUGGGAGAGUGGCAUGAAAGUGUUUGAGGAACUGCUGCUGGAUGCAGACUGGAGUGUGAAUGCUGGUAGCUGGAUGUGGUUGUCCUGUAGUGCUUUCUUUCAGCAGUUCUUCCACUGCUACUGUCCUGUUGGCUUCGGAAGGAGAACUGACCCGACGGGAGACUACAUCAGGCAUUACAUCCCCAUUCUUAAGGACUACCCGAACCGGUAUAUCUAUGAGCCAUGGAACGCUCCUGAGUCGCUACAGAAAGCAGCCAACUGUGUGGUGGGAGUGGAUUACCCCAAACCCAUGAUCAACCAUGCAGAGAGUAGUAGGCUCAACAUUGAAAGGAUGAAACAAGUUUACCAGCAGCUUUCCCACUACAGAGGACUCAGUCUGCUAGCAUCUGUACCAACAAUCCAGGAAGAAGCAGAGCCGCCGAUGACUGAUGAGUCCCAGACCAGCAGUGGUCCAGAUUCUCCUCAAAGAGUUCCUGCAAAUACAGAGGGAGCUGGCUGCUAUGAAGCUCCUGAUUCUUCCACAGUCUGUCCAUCCUCCACAUCAGCCCCACAUCCAGACCAGGAGCACCAGGCUCCUUGCAUCUCCUCAGGUUGCCACACUGAUCCCAGUCAUCCUCCUUCCCUUUCCUCAACACAGGGCCACAGCCCCCUGUUAAAGUCCAAACCAUCCUCCCCUUCAUCUUCUUCUUCAUCUCAGUCAUCCUCAUUGGGAACAAAGAGAAAAGGCCUUAGCCGCAAGGUACGACGUGGGCAAAGGCAGCGAGGGCGACAGUACUGCACUCUAACAGCUCGCGAGGAGGCAGGAGAAGAGGAGACGAUGGAGGAGGAUAUGGAGCAGGAUGAGGAAAGAAUGGAGGAGGAAGAGGAGACUUGUGCAGAAACUGCAGGACAGCUAGAGUGAUAAAAGGUGGAAUGUAAAAGAAGAAUGGGGGAAGAAAUACAUCCCGGACACCUGGACACGUAAAGACACACAAAGAACAAUGUUCUGGAUAUGUGGAUAAAUACAAACAGAAGCAUGUAUACAACACUAGUGAAAGCUGUACAAAAGCAUUUAGAUCCUACUUCAGUCAAGAGAACUGCUAAAAAGCUGUCUAGAUGAGCAUUUUAAUAAUAUCAUUAAAAGUAAUUUGACUGAAACUGAUUACAGCAUGUGGACGUUCUUUUCCCUCAGAAAUUCUUAAGUAUGAGUAAACGUUUAUAGAAUUCCACCUCUGAAGCACACACGGUGAAUAAGAAGCAAUGUCGACUUCUUCACACUGAAGCCAUACAACACACAGUGGCAGUCACCUGCUUGUUCUUCCCUUAGCGCUGAAUGUGUCUGUCAUAUUUCUGCACAUAUUUCUGGGUGAAAUGAAGAUUUUGCAUACAGUGACUUGUUACUAUGCUUUACAAUGUUUAAUGAGUGAUGAUCUGAAUCGCUAACUAAAUGAAGAUGCACAAGUAAAGCUAAGUAUGGUGGAAACCAUCUUGCGCUGUUUGAUAGAGGAACUUCAAUGUCACUUCUUCAGGUUCAUCCUGACAUAGGCCGGCCAUCUUGAGAAUCCACAAUUAUAUUUUCUACAAAGAUGGUUAGCAGUAGACAACUGUGCACUUGUUGUAACAUGGGGAACCGUUCCAGUUAAGAACUGAUACCAAACAGUCUGGGUCUUCAUCUUUAACUACCGCUGCAGGUAUCAGCCCAGCAAAAGCUUCAAACAAAUUUCACUGGGUUAUACACUAGGUUCAGACUUUGCAGCAUUCCCUUUAAAGGAAAGACCAAGGGUAGAUUGGUUUUGUUUUGUGCACUGUAUAAAGUUGUAUCUUCAACUUUUUGCCAUCUUUUCCUACCAAAGACUGAGCAUUAGCCCAUGUAACAUGGAUUUUCUUGUCAAAGAAACAGAUUAUAAAAAAGCGGGUGCUCUCGACCAAGUUAAAUCUAGUUGUUAAAUCUAGUUGUUAAAGCUCAAACACCUGAAGAACUGGAGUUGCUGUACCACAUACAGCCAAAUUAAAUUUGUCAUUUUUUUAAGUCUAAAAAAGUUUCGGGGACUUUUUUUGUUUUUGUAAAUAGUUUUGAUGAAGAAAAGCAUCCAAGACUUCUUUUCUUCUACUCAAAAAAUACACAGACGUAAAAUGGUUUUGAAAUGGUUUUAUGCUCAUGUUGAGCAUUAAAUCAGCUGUUUUAUUUUCUUCUUUCUUCUUUUUUUCUUUUCCUCAGUCUGAAUCUUGCAUGUGGCUUCAGUGUGAAGACAGUAGUUUUUAGGAAGAACUUGUUUACACAGUUGGAGAAAGCUCUUGUAAAAGAGUUCCUGUUUGUCAAUACUGUAAAUGCCCAAUUUUGAAUAUAUCUGAUAUUUUUUGUUACUAACCAUGUUAACUAGGCAAUUGGCUAAUAUUUUAUAGUCCAUGAAUCCUUUGUGUAUUUGGUGGUUUGUGGAAAAAAUUGCAGAUGGCUGACUGAAUAUGACAGUGGAUCCUGUAGAUAUGGCGCAGGGGGAUGCAAGGCAUGAAAGAAAGUCAUUUUCCUCUGUGGCAACUUAAGAUCCUGCUUGUGUCACCUGAAUAUAGCAGAAACAAGUGUUGUGCUUUUCUCCCACAUUUAUCUGUUUGUAUAUAAAAUUCAAUAUCAUAACCUGUCUAUUUUCAUAGAAAUAGUAUUGAGAGGGUUUCUUAAAGGCUCAUGGCGGCCCAGAGUGUCCACUAGAGGGCAACACCAGAUCCAGCAGUGAGUGUACUACAGUGAUUCCACAGCUUGUUCUUUCUCUUAACCUGCGGGUAUAAUAAUGACGACAAUAAUAAUAAUAAUAAUAAUGAUAAUAAUAAUAAUAAUAACAAAGUUAAACUGACUAUCAUUCCCUUCUUUCCUUCAACCAACAGUUUUAAAAAGAAAAAGUAUUACUUUUUAAAUAAAUAGGAUUAGCGUAAUCACUUUCUUUCACCAGCAAACUUCAAAGAUAUUCUGGAUCAUGGCUCAACAGCAACAAAUAAAUAAACUGACACACAUUGGUAUAGCCAAUAAUUUCGCUCUUGAUACACUAUCUGCUGAUUAUUAGUAAUUAAACAUGUUUCUAGGUGACAACUUUAAAUGCCUUAAAAUGCCUUAUAAUCCCCCCCCCCUCAAAAAAAAAUCAUGUGAGACUACAAGAAGCAUAAAAUAUUUAUAUGAAUAAUUAGUCAUAAUUAGUCACGCCAAAACAAAAUGUAGGAAAUGGUUUGUUUGUUUGUUUGUUUUUAAAAAAAGCUACUAUAGACAUCUCCAACUUAUAUUGAUAGACAGAAAUAAAAGAAGCUGAAAUAGCCAUAGUAGGAGCUCAACACCCCCACCCUAACCAUGCACAAGUCAAAUUUACCUGCAGGAGCCACACAACCAAAAUUCAAAAGGGGAAAAAACAAGUGGAAACUGUACGCUGGCCAGAAAAGUUCAGUUCCAACUUUUCCUAAAAGCAGCAGCAGUGCUGACAUGCUGGUGUGCUCCUUCACAUUCUACCUGCUGACAGCAUAAUGUGUUGCCUGAGUCCAGCAUGAAAUAAAUGGAUAUUUAUUUGUUUUGUAUUCUAAACAAAAUGUUUAUUUUGAUUAAAACUGAUGAAAAGUUGU
Molecule: messenger RNA, 4848 nt
Organism: Oreochromis niloticus (Nile tilapia)
Lineage: Eukaryota; Metazoa; Chordata; Actinopteri; Cichliformes; Cichlidae
Gene: cry2
Product: cryptochrome circadian regulator 2
Exons: 13
Coding region: 155-2173 (672 amino acids)
Biological process (GO): entrainment of circadian clock by photoperiod; circadian regulation of gene expression; negative regulation of DNA-templated transcription
Cellular component (GO): nucleus; cytoplasm
Molecular function (GO): FAD binding; DNA binding
Source: RefSeq, a predicted model, not a curated record